Alternaria atra is the source of this 1731-nucleotide messenger RNA. RefSeq lists its product as uncharacterized. The record is from RefSeq and is a predicted model, not a curated record. NCBI's taxonomy places the organism in Eukaryota, Fungi, Ascomycota, Dothideomycetes, Pleosporales, Pleosporaceae. The transcript is spliced from 4 exons. Gene Ontology annotation, molecular function: alpha-amylase activity. The coding region runs from base 1 to 1731 and encodes 576 amino acids. Gene Ontology annotation, biological process: oligosaccharide catabolic process.
AUGACCGUCCCCCAAAGGCCUUGGUGGAAGGAUGGUGUCGUAUAUCAGAUAUACCCUGCCUCCUUCAAAGACUCCAACGGUGAUGGCAUUGGUGACCUCAACGGUAUCAUCUCGGAGCUGGACUACAUCCGCUCCAUCGGUGUUGACGUCAUCUGGAUAUGUCCUAUGUACGAUUCACCCCAAGUCGACAUGGGAUACGACAUCCGUGACUAUGAGGAUGUGUACAGACCGUAUGGUACCGUCCAAGACAUGGAGAGACUGAUUGCCGAGACACAUUCGCGAGGCAUGAAGAUUAUCUUAGAUUUGGUAGUCAACCAUACGUCUGACCAGCAUAAAUGGUUCCAAGAGUCACGGUCAUCAAAAGAUAACCCCAAGAGAGACUGGUACAUCUGGAGACCGGCUCGUUACGUUGAUGGCCAGCGGAAAGCCCCCAACAACUGGAUCUCCAACUUUACAGGUAGUGUAUGGGAAUGGGAUGAACAUACCCAAGAAUACUACCUACAUCUCUUCUGUCCCGAGCAACCUGAUCUCAACUGGGAAAACCCGGAGACCCGAAAAGCCAUCUACGAGUCUGCCAUGGAGUUUUGGUUAAAGCGCGGUGUCGACGGCUUCCGCGUUGAUACCGUCAACAUGUACAGCAAGGGUGAAAUGCUGGACGCGCCAAUUACCGAUCCUGGGUCCGAGUGGCAGUUUGCUGGGUACCAGUACUGCAACGGCCCAAGAAUGGCGGAGUUCCUGAACGAGAUGAACCAAAUCCUAGAGAAAUACGAUGCCAUGACAGUUGGCGAAUGUCCACACACACUCGAUAUGAAGAGAGUACUAGAAUACGUCAGCGCGAAAGAAAAGCAACUAAACAUGGUCUUUCAAUUCGAUGUCGUCGACGUAGGCCAAGGUCCCUACAAAUUCCAAACCACACCCGGGAACUGGACUCUCCCACAAUUCAAGCGUGCCGUGGCCCGCACACAAGAUCUCAUCCGCCCCCCUUCAGAUGGCUGGACCACUGCCUUCCUCGAGAACCACGACCAAAGCCGAUCGAUCACACGCUUCACCUCUGAUGCGCCUGAACAUCGCGUAGCAGGCGGCAAGAUGCUUGCAUUAAUGAUGGCAGCACUCAGCGGCACAUUGUUCAUCUACCAAGGCCAAGAGAUCGGCAUGACGAACUUCCCUCUAACCUGGGAUCUGAGCGAGUACAAAGACGUCGAAUCUACCAACUACUACAAGAUGGUAGCUGCACGGACGAAGAACGAUCCUGCUGCCCUCGAAGAGGCGCACAAAUCGCUUCAGCACCUCGCUAGGGACCAUGCUCGUGUGCCAAUGAGCUGGUCUACUGAGCCACACAAUGGUUUCUCGCCGCCGGAUGCUGCAGCAAAACCUUGGAUGCGACCCCUCGAAGAUGCCGACGUAUGCAAUGCCAGACAACAACAAACAGACAAGAACUCCGUGCUUGCCUUCUGGAAGCGCAUGCUGCAAGUACGCAAGCAGCACAAUGAUGUCCUUGUACAUGGUCAGUACGACGAUCUGGACGUGGAGAGCCCGAAUUUCUUCAUCUUUACCAAGACGUGGAAUGAGAAGAGGGCGGUAUGUAUCUGCAACUUCACGGACCAAACGAGGGAUUUGGUGCUUCCGGAGAGUGUGAGGAACGAGAAGUUGAAUUUGCUUGUUAGUAGUGUGGAUGAUUGUGAGGAGAACAAGUUGGCUGCUUUCGAAGGCAGGAUCUAUUUACUUGCAUAG